CGUCACGUCCGGCGCGCGGCGAUGGCGGGGCGCGGGCGGGCGGUGCGAUGGAGGCAACCCGGGCGGGCGGCGGCGGUGGCACCACCGGCGGCACCGCGCACGUCAGCUUCGUGUGCCAGCGCUGCUGCCAGCCGCUCAAGCUCGACACCUCCUUCAAGGUGCUCGACCGCCUCACCAUCCAGGAGCUCACCGCCCCGCUGGUGAGCGCCGCCCCGGCCAGGCCCGGGGACCUGCACGAAGAGGAGAGCGCCCUGACGGAGGUACGGCGGGGCCGGGCGCGGCGGGGCUCGGUGGCAGCAGCUCUCCCGGGCCUGCCGGUCACGAUGUUUCCUUGCCUCCAGGAAGCUUUCGUGGAGAACCGGCAGGAUGGCGUGUCCAGGAGGUUUAUCCCGCCUGCCAGAAUGAUGUCAACAGAAAGUGCCAACAGUUUCACGCUGAUCGGAGAGGCCUCAGAUGGUGGCACCAUGGAAAACCUCAGCAGGAGACUGAAGGUCACUGGCGACCUCUUUGACAUCAUGUCUGGGCAGACAGACGUGGAUCACCCACUGUGUGAGGAAUGCACAGACACUCUGCUGGACCAGCUGGACACACAGCUCAACAUCACUGAGAACGAGUGCCAGAACUACAAGAGAUGCCUGGAGAUACUGGAGCAAAUGAACGAGGAUGAUAAAGAGAAGCUGCAGACAGAGCUGAAGGAACUGGCACUGGAGGAAGAGCGGCUGAUUCAGGAGCUGGAGGAUGUGGAGAAGAACCGCAAGAUUGUGGCUGAGGACUUUGAGAAAGUCAAGGAAGAGGCUGAGUGGCUGGAGCAGGAGGAGGCUCAGUACCAGAAGGAAUACUGUGAGUUCAAGAGGCAGCAGCUGGAGCUGGAUGAUGAGCUGAAAAGUGUGGACAACCAAAUGCGCUAUGCCCAGAUGCAGUUGGAUAAACUAAAGAAAACCAACGUGUUCAAUGCCACCUUUCACAUCUGGCACAGUGGGCAGUUUGGCACAAUAAAUAACUUCAGGCUUGGCCGCCUCCCCAGCGUUCCUGUGGAAUGGAACGAGAUCAACGCUGCCUGGGGGCAGACUGUGCUGCUGCUGCAUGCCCUGGCCAACAAAAUGGGCCUGAAGUUCCAGAGAUACCGCCUUGUCCCCUAUGGCAACCACUCCUAUUUGGAGUCCCUCACGGACAAAUCCAAGGAGCUUCCCCUGUACUGCUCUGGAGGCUUGAGGUUCUUCUGGGACAAUAAGUUUGAUCACGCCAUGGUGGCAUUCCUGGACUGUGUGCAGCAAUUCAAAGAGGAAGUGGAGAAAGGUGAAACUCGCUUUUGUUUGCCUUACAGGAUGGACGUGGAGAAAGGAAAGAUCGAAGACACAGGUGGCAGUGGUGGCUCUUAUUCAAUUAAAACACAAUUUAACUCUGAAGAGCAGUGGACAAAAGCACUAAAAUUCAUGUUAACUAACCUGAAAUGGGGCCUGGCCUGGGUCUCAUCCCAAUUCUAUAACAAGUAACUGUGAUCAGAACUUGGCCUGGCAGCCAUGGAGUGUCUGCAUUGUGUUGGAGAAAGGCAAAUUAAGAUGUCUCUUUAUAUUAACCAGUACAAAAUGUUUACAAUACCAAAAAUCCACAAGACACUUUAUUUAAAAUGCCAUUAUUACAAGUAGUUUGUAGAAAAGCAAUAUGCAAAGUUGUAUCAUUGAGUUGAACAGAAUAAAACCCAGCUAUUAAAUGGA
Serinus canaria (Common canary) is the source of this 1715-nucleotide messenger RNA. It is a transcript of the gene BECN1, whose product is annotated as beclin 1. Gene Ontology annotation, biological process: cellular response to nitrogen starvation; autophagosome assembly; autophagy. Gene Ontology annotation, cellular component: phagophore assembly site; phosphatidylinositol 3-kinase complex, class III, type II; phosphatidylinositol 3-kinase complex, class III, type I. Bases 48 to 1493 code for a protein of 481 amino acids. The transcript has 10 exons. NCBI's taxonomy places the organism in Eukaryota, Metazoa, Chordata, Aves, Passeriformes, Fringillidae. The record is from RefSeq and is a predicted model, not a curated record.